Molecule: messenger RNA, 3812 nt
Organism: Mytilus californianus (California mussel)
Lineage: Eukaryota; Metazoa; Mollusca; Bivalvia; Mytilida; Mytilidae
Exons: 12
Coding region: 199-2073 (624 amino acids)
Source: RefSeq, a predicted model, not a curated record
GAAAAUGGACGUCAUACUAAACUAUUUGUACUUACUACUUCCUUGUUUAUUGAAAUUGAUAAGAAAGCGGUAAUCAGAUAUGAAAGACACUCAUAGUACCGGAACUGUAAUAGACUGUAUAAAAAUACACCAUAUAUUUUAUCGAAAUUAAUAAAUCCCUUACAUUUGAUAUAUGACAAGAAGUACAAUCUUGUUGCAAUGGGUAGUAGUGCAUGUGAGCAAAGGGAGCUUAUGAAGCUUUUUAAAUGCGUUCUAGAUACCGGAAUUGAUGUCUUAUCCGCCUUUUUCACACUGAAAGUUUUAUCACUUCCGCAAAAUGGAGGACAUUUUACCCAGUUUCUCGACAAUGAAAAACAUUUUCUUUAUCAUCAGUGGGAGCAAAGAAAAACCAUGUGCUGUGCAUGUCCACCAUUCGGGUGUUCUAUUGGACGCUUCACAAAAAUGAAGAACUGGAUCUUCCAAAUGUUGUAUGAAGCAAAUGGAAUAGAAGAUCCUGCACAUGUAAUCAAACGGGGUGGGUGUUUACAGCAGUUAUGUUUACACAAAUUUGUGACAAGAAGCAUUGCUGCUCACGAAUUGGACAUCACCGUCUUAUCCUUCUUGUUACGAUUAUUUGCAAACAUGUCUGCCAGUGAAAAUUCGUCACUUGAUACAGUGAACUUUUGUAGAAAUUCCAUAUGCCAUGCACGGUCUACAAACUGUUUUUCAAUGGCAGAAUUAAAUAUUAUGUGGACAGACUUAGAAACACAUCUCUUAAAUCUUUCUGAUGUGCCUUACCAAAGAAUUAUUCAAAAACAAAUACAGAAUUGCCGUAAACAUGAAAUUGACACGGAGGAAAUUGCUGAGCUUUCUAAUCGUAUCAACUCUAUGGAGAUAGUUGUUGAUGAUCACACUCAUCAUUUAAAUAACAAUAAUAACACAGUUCCUGAGUACGUUACAAAACUUGAAAAGUUAUAUAUAAAUGACAGUCUCCAAAUUCAAAAGAGUGUUUCUGACCAAUCAAGAGCUAUAAAACAGGCAGAAGAAGCAGUAGUUAGUGUGGUAAAAUCUGAAGCAUACGAUUUUAAAGAAAGUUUAGCAAAAAACAAAGAAGAGAUGCUGGCCGAGAUAACGGCUAAGAUGAGUGAAUUCCAAGAGGAAUUGAUUCACAACAUCAAUAACGUAGUGUUUGAGCUGAAAUACGACAAGCCUGUUACAAAGAAUUCACCAGAAGAAAUGGUGAAGGAAUGCCUAGUGUUAUGGCAUCUUAAAACACCAAAGGAAUGGAAUGAAAAAGCUGUAGCUGACGCUUUAAAAGAUUUUGAAAAGCUAGCAGAUAAACAAGCCUUUAAAAUAAAGUUCGUCCGAGAGGGAUCUUUGAUUAUCCUUACAACUGUCCCGUACGGUAUACUUCACAACAAGUUUAAUUAUGAACAUGCCAUUAAAAUGUUCUUGACAAGUCUGAUGGGCGUUUGCAAAAUCAACACGGAAAGAGCAUGCCAUGUGAAAGCUACUUUACACAUACUAGAGAAUGAUGAAGUAAGUAUACAACAUUCGUAUGUUUUAUGUGAGGACAAGAGUACGCAGAUAAGUGUACAGCAAGAAGACAAAUGCUUUCAAAUUAACAGUUACGAUAGUGCUGAAGGGAUGGAUCCAGAGGAAUUAGAGAGCAAACGUUUUGUCAAGGCUGAAGAUAGCGCUUCUUAUCGCAGAUUAUUUAAGCAUGAAAUAUUUUCUUCAAAUCUUGAUUCGACAUCACCUAUUGCCGACAGUUAUUCAUAUUCAAGCAACAAUGUUGAAGAGUCAGUUUUAGAGAAAAUAGGUAGCAUCCGUUCAUCUUAUGACAGUUGUAAAUCUAGUCUAACAGGCAGUCUAGGUCUAGAACGAUUACAAAAACCCGGUGGUUCUGCGUAUAUUCAAAUGUUUGGUAAUCCGAAGUUAACAAGAAAAUGGGAAGAACCAGAAUUCAAAAAGUCAUUAGAAGAAAUAAUAAGCCACGAUACCCUACCUAUGACAAUAGAUACAAAAGAGGUCAGAUCGUCAAGGAAAGAACGGGAAAAGUUAUUAAAAGAUAAAAACUGCAGUAUUCAAUGACAAACUGAGAUGACUCCUAAGGAUGCCUCCAGUUCAAACAGGCUAUGUUUAGCAAUUUGGACACUAUGCGAGAUAAAGUUCAUAUUUUGAUAUUGAACAAACAUAUAUAUCUUUUUAUAAUCUUACACAGAGUGUCUAUCCUAUACGUCUAACUAAGUAUGAGCAUUCUGGCAUACACUGUAUAUAGCACCCUUGAAGACUAACAUUACUCAUCUGUUUUUGUUUUAUAUUUUUCAAUUAUAAAUCAUAGUAAUUAAUGUUUCGUGUUUUUGAACGAUGGUGGGGGUAACAGUUUUAAUCUUUUUCAUUUUUAUUAAUAUGUUCUUAUUCGUCUCUCGAACGAACAUACAAUAUUUAAGAAGUAGACAGGUGUGACUGGGGAAUAGAAAUUUGGUUAUCUCAGGUCUUCUUCCGAUCAGCAGUAAAACCCUCGCCAAAGUUUGACGUCCGUUUGGUUGUGCUGGAUGUAAAAGUACGCAGCACCGUCCGGUCAGAGUUGAGACGUAAAAUCUGAUGCCUCGUGUAAAGAGAGUGCCACGCUUUCUGCACAGCAAGAACCCUCGCAACAACUGUUUGAGGGUUCGGUAGGUGGCCCGUUACAAGGCAAAAUUGCUGUCCCUAUCUAAUAUACCAUAAUUUUCCAGUGGUAGCCCAAAUUUUCCCGACCUUCAUCCCGGACUGCCUCUUUAACAGGACUUAUCUAUUGUAUAUUUAGUUUUAAUGUGUUCUCGUCGUGUGUAUGGCUAAGCAUUCCGCCUGGUUAAUUCUUAUCAUCCUCUUUGUGGAAACCUAUGUCGUUUGACUCAUUUUCUCCGACUAUUGAUCAUCCUGACGGUGAAGAAUAUGCAAACGUUUUUAAUUCGUUACGACCUUUAAUUUUCUCCCCAAAUUCACAACAAUACGUAUCGAUUUUUAUUUGCUACUAGUAAAAGAAUCAAUUUUUAUGGUUUUUAGGGUUCAUUUACCGUUUUUCAUUGAACUCAAAAUGGAUUCUGUUUCUUCAUGUUUUAACUUGAUGGCAACUUCUUUGGUGGUCUUUUUCUCGUACCAAUUUGGAGAGAGGAUUAUCCUUUUUCCCGUCCAUGAAAAAGGAGUAGAGCCAAUAACCCUAAUUAACUUAAAUCUAAUGUGUAUGCAUAAUUACUGAAUGUGUUAUUUUUUAAAGUAAUUGUAAAACUGCUUUAUAUUUAUAAAUGUAUUAGCGUGAAAUAGGAAUUGAUGUCAUUUUUGUUCAUUUUUCUAGAAAUUAGUCAUCCUUUUCGCGCUUUUCCAAGAUUUCAUAUGUAGCGCCACCAUUGAAAUUUUGGUAGAAAAGUAAAGAAUAUGGUACAUAAUGAUUAUUUUAGCAAACAUACGUGUGUGCGUGGUGUUGCGCCAAUGUUAAUUGAUUAGAAAACCGUAAAAAAUUAUGCCAAAUUUUGCAAAAAUAAAUCAGGUUUUAAUGAAAUUCAUCUACAUUUUUGACGUGUAAAAUACAUCUCUUAAAACAACAUUGAUGACAAUCCUUUUGAACUGAAGCAAUUAAAUAAUUCAAUACGUGUAUAUGUUUUCAACAAAUUUUCAGAUUUUUUGGGGCCAAAAUUAUCAGUAAGUGAACCAACUUUGAACAGUUGGAAGUUGUCAAGUUAAUAUUUAUUAGAAGAUAGUUCCACAAGCUUUAAUAUUAUAAUUGUUCUGUAGGCAUGUAGCAAAAAUGACCAGACUGGAUUGUCAGAAAACAAUACACAUGUUUAUUAUAA